Messenger RNA from Lasiodiplodia theobromae, 1101 nucleotides. RefSeq names its product SirQ protein. The transcript has 3 exons. Bases 1 to 1101 code for a protein of 366 amino acids. NCBI's taxonomy places the organism in Eukaryota, Fungi, Ascomycota, Dothideomycetes, Botryosphaeriales, Botryosphaeriaceae. The record is from RefSeq and is a predicted model, not a curated record.
AUGGCGCAUGCACUCAUUCUUGGGGCGUCUGGCAUCUCCGGAUGGUCACUGUUGAAUCAAGCGAGGAGCUACCCCACUCCAACGACAUUUGCUCGCAUCACUGGCACUACCAACCGUCCUCUGACCUUGGACCAAACUCACAUUCCCAACGAUCCUAGAGUACAUAUCGCUUCUGGAAUUGACUUUACCAAACCGGUAGAGGAAGUUGCCCGUUCACUGAAAGAGAAGAUUCCAGAUGUGAAGACGGUCUCUCAUGUUUUUUACACGGCAUAUGUACAGACAAGCGACUUCGAGAGCCUGAAAAAAGUGAACAUCGGCCUCCUGGAUGUCGCCGUUCGAGCGAUCGAGGCUGUUUCAUCCAAUCUCCAGGACGUUGCGAUUCGGCCGCCGCUGAAGGAAACGCACCCCCGCAUCCCGGAGCCUUGGGCCAGCAACAUCUUCUACUACGGGCAGUACGACCUCCUGAAAGCGCUGUCGCACGGGAAGCCCUGGACAUUCUCCGAAAUCCGGCCCGACGGCAUCGUCGGCUUCACGCCGAGGUCCAACGCCAUGAACAUGGCCCAAGGCAUCGGCCUCUACCUGACCAUCUACCGCGAGGUGCACGGGGCCGGCGCGGCGGUCCCGUUUCCCGGCUACGCGCACGGGUACCAUGCCAAGCACUCGGACACGUUCCAAGACAUCCUGUCCAAGAUGGAGAUUUACGCCGCUCUCAACCCGGACAAGUGCGGCGACGGUGGGGUCUUCAACAUUGCUGACGGCAAGGACGUGGCGUGGGCCGACGUGUGGCCGCGUCUCUGCGAGCACUUUGGCCUCGUCGGCCAAGGACCCGUCGUCGCAAACAAGACUCCGAUGCUGGACUUCGUCAAGGAGCACCACGACGCUUGGUCGAACUUGGCCGAGAGGUACGGCCUCAAGGAAGAGGUCGUUGAUCAGCAGGGGUGGGCGCAUACCCAUUUCAUGCUCGUUCCGUUUGACUUUGAUAGGCAGUAUGACCUGUCGCGAUCGCGUGAGGUUGGCUUCUCCGAAGAGAUCGAUACAGUCGAAGGAUAUAUCUUGUCUUGGGAUCGUAUGAGGGCUGCUAAGAUUCUGCCCCCGUUGUAG